This is a messenger RNA of Sclerotinia borealis F-4128, 1413 nucleotides long. Lineage: Eukaryota; Fungi; Ascomycota; Leotiomycetes; Helotiales; Sclerotiniaceae. The record is from the annotation of a GenBank genome assembly.
AUGGCAGAAACAAGAACUGAGUCCGAUGCUUUUGGGAAUGUAGAGGUCGCUUCAGACAAAUACUGGGGAGCUCAGACAGAGCGAUCCUUGGAGAACUUCAAGAUCAACCAGCCUCAAGAUCGCAUGCCUCCUCCGAUUAUUAAGGCUUUUGGUAUUUUGAAGGGUGCGGCUGCAGCUGUCAACAUGCAGUUUGGACUUGAUCCAAAGCUUGGAAAAGCUAUCCAAGAAGCCGCCAAGGAAGUCGCAGACCUUAAGUUGAUCGAUCAUUUCCCUCUCGUCGUAUGGCAAACCGGUUCUGGAACCCAGUCGAAUAUGAAUGCGAAUGAGGUUAUCUCGAAUCGAGCUAUUGAAAUCUUGGGCGGAACGUUGGGAAGCAAGAAACCAGUUCACCCCAACGAUCACGUCAACAUGUCAGCUUCAUCGAACGAUACCUUCCCUACUGUCAUGCACAUUGCUGCAGUCCUCGAAAUCGAAAACGAGCUCCUUCCUGCGAUCAAGUCACUGCGAGAUUCUCUCCAAGUUAAAGUGGAUGAGUUUGAGGCAAAGAAAAUCAUUAAGAUUGGACGAACUCAUUUGCAAGAUGCAACACCUCUUACCCUUGCGCAGGAGUUUUCUGGAUAUGUCGCACAACUUGACUAUGGUAUGGAGCGAGUCGAAUCGUCUCUACCCCACCUUCGACUCUUAGCACAGGGAGGAACUGCUGUAGGUACUGGUAUCAAUACCUUUGUGGGAUUUGCAGAGGCCAUUGCAGAGGAGGUCACCAAGAUGACCGGAACACAAUUCACCACCGCACCUAACAAGUUCGAAGCUCUUGCCGCCCACGAUGCCAUCGUUCAAGCUUCCGGCUCCCUCACCACCCUUGCAUCAUCCCUCUUCAAGAUUGCCCAAGACAUCCGAUACCUUGGAUCCGGUCCUCGAUGCGGUCUCGGCGAACUCGCCCUCCCUGAGAACGAGCCUGGAAGUUCUAUUAUGCCGGGUAAAGUUAAUCCUACCCAAUGCGAAGCCAUUACCAUGGUAUGUGCCCAGGUCAUUGGAAAUGGCACUGCUACGACUAUUGGUGGUAUGAAUGGGCAGUUUGAGUUGAACGUUUUCAAGCCAUUGGUCAUCAGAAAUUUAUUGCAUAGUAUUCGAAUCUUGAGUGAUGGAAUGAGAAGUUUUGAGAAGAAUUUGGUGGUUGGGCUCCAGGCCAAUGAGGAGAAGAUUCAAAGUAUCUUGAAAGAAUCUCUCAUGCUAGUCACCUGCCUGAACCCAUUGAUCGGUUAUGAUAUGGCUAGCAAGGUUGCCAAGAAUGCACACAAGAAGGGAUUGACCUUGAAGCAAUCGGCUAUGGAGUUGAAGGCUCUGAGUGAAGAAGAUUUCGAUAAGUUGGUUAAACCGGAAUUGAUGGUUGGCCCAGAGGUGUACAAGAAGUAA